CGCGCGCCCAGCCCACCCCCUGCGCCCGUCGCCGCCCGGACAAUAAACAGCCGCGCGCGGGGCGAUGCCCGAGCCGGUGCCGCCGCCCCCGCGCCGCGCAGCCCCGGCCGCCAGGCCUUAGUCCGCCAGCCCCCCGCGCCCCCUCGCCCGGCCCCCGCGCCCGCCCCGCGCCCGCCCCGCGCCCGCCCCCGCCCAGCAUCGCCGACCCACCCGGACCUCCGCGGGGAAAUGGAGGUCCUGGCCACAGAGACCACAUCUCAGCAGGAGCGGCUCCAAGCCAUUGCAGAGAAGCGGAAGCGGCAGGCCGAGGCGGAGGCGAAGCGCCGGCAGCUGGAGGAUGACCGUCGGCAGCUGCAGCACCUGAAGUCCAAGGCGCUGCGGGAACGCUGGCUGCUGGAGGGGACGCCGUCCACGGCCUCGGAGGGCGACGAGGGCCUGAGGAGGCAGAUGCAGGAGGACGAGCAGAGGGCGCGGCUCCUGGAGGAGUCUAUCGGCAGGCUGCAGAAGGAGAUCGAGGUGCUGGAGGGCGCAGGCCUGCCCGCUGCCGCCGCCGGGGAGAGGCCCGCUGCCCCGAGCCCAGCCAAGGACCAGAAGGCAGACAUGGUGUUGGAGUCUCAGCAGGCCCCGGUGGGCACGCCCAAAGAGAAGCGAGUCUCCAACACGCCCGUGAGGCCGGUGGAAGGCUCCACCCUGAUGAAGGCAGGUGGGUCAUCCCCGGACCCGCUGCUGUCCUGGGCUAAGCCCUGGUCCUGGGGAGCCCGGAGAGCCAUGUACUCGGUUGAGAUCACGGUGGAGAAGGACAAGGUGACUGGGGAGACCCGGGUGCUGUCCAGCACCACCUUGCUCCCUCGGGAGCCGCUCCCUCAGGGCAUCAAGGUCUACGAAGACGAGACCAAAGUGGUCCAUGCCGUGGACGGGACCGCGGAGAACGGGGUCUGCCCAUUGAGCUCCUCCGAGGUAGAUGACCUCCUUCACAAGGCGGACGAGGUCACGCUGAGCGAGGCCGGGUCCACGGCUGGGACGGCGGAGACCCGGGGGGUGUCCAAGGAGCCCGUGCAGACCACACCGUCCAGGCGGGAGAUCCCCGGAGUGCAGGCGCAGCCGGGAGAGGCCACGUCCGGCCCGCCAGGCAUCCGGCCCGGCCAGGAGCCCCCAGUCACCUUGAUCUUCAUGGGUUACCAGAACGUGGAGGACGAGGCCGAGAGCCAGAAGGUGCUGGGUCUUCAGGAUACCAUCACGGCUGAGCUGGUGGUCAUCGAGGACGCGGCGGAGCCCAAGGAGCCCGCCCCGCCCAAUGGCAGUGCCACAGAGCCCCCCACCGCCGCGGGCUCCAGGGAAGAGAACCAGGUGGGGCCCGAGGCCCCCGCCAGCGACCCCCAGGACCUCGACGCGAAGAAGCAGCGCUGUAAAUGCUGCUCCGUCAUGUGAGCCCCCCGGCCCCCAGCCCCCCAGCCCCGCCCUCCAUACCACAGCCCCCCACCAGCCCGGCCCCGGCAUCUGCCCCCCUCCACCCACAGUCACGGGCCCCAGGAUGUGCGGUUGUCACAUGUUUCUUCCGAGGUUUCUUCUGCUGGAGAGAGAGGAACGGGGUCCCCCACCCCAUCACCACCCUGACACCCCCCAAGCCACUGAGCCGUGCACCUACGUCUGGUAGGAGAGAGACAUGGACAGACCCGCUUUCCCCGAAAUGAAGGGCCCCCCCACGUCACGGCAGCUCCACAAAACGGCCCCAAGCCCCAGCGGUCCUGGCUGGGGUAACUGGGGACCUCAACGCAGCCCCGGGCCAGCCAGCCACCCUCUGGGCCUCCUGCCUGUGCCUUCCUGCCACCUCCAAUGAGGUCCCCGAGGGGACGUCCUGCCAGAAAGGGACCCGGAGAGCCGAGGGUUCCUGGGACCGCACUCUGUCCCCGCUUAGCCCCUGGGAGUGGGGCUUCCCGGCCAAAGCUCUGGUGUCCAUAGCUUGGACAGUUGGGGUAAGGCCAUGCCUCUCUGGGGAGUCUUGGUCAGAGGUCAGGUUCAAGGUCGUGGAGAGGAGCAAGGCCCCUCUAGGCAUCCCCAGCCUGAUACGCCCCUCCCCCCAUGCCCUCUUGGGGCUUGGCCAGUGGGUGAUGGAGCCUGGGAAGGGAGAGCCCCCCCAACAUCCCCCCCAGGCAAGAGGGGUCCAUGACCCCUGCACUGUGUCCUGCAGGCCGGGCCCUUAGAGCUGCCCCUUGCAUAAGGCAGGCCCCCAUGAGCCACUUCCUGUCCUAGCUCCGACUCCCAUUGGGCCCUCCUUCCUCCUGGUGCUAAUUUGGGGACCCUGGGGGGGACGGCCCAGGACCUGCUUGGACCAGGGUGCUGGGUCCCUCCAGCCGUACCCCAGAGAUCAGGCCACUGCCAGCUCCACUGGGCUUGGCACAUUUUGGGCAGCGGCGGGCGCACGCAGCCCAGGGCAGGGGGCUUCCUCAGCAGAGUCCCCUGUGCUGCCCCGCCCGACGUGAGCCUGUCCCCCUCUGGCCGGGAGGGGUGAGGGGUUCCCCCCGGAUGCAGCCACACUCGCCCCCAGAGGCACAUCUGUGCGCACGCACACAGACCCACACCUGUGGGCUGUGGCCCGUGAGGCCCCAUCUCAGCCCACCCCCGGGGCCUCCUGCCUGGUGCCGAGGGCAGGUGCAGGGCCCACCUCUGUCCGCAGCCUGGACCCCGACUCAGCUCUGCCCCUCGGUGGCAGGGGGGGAGGCCGUCUCUGAGGUGACCCUGGGCAGUGGCCAUGGGACCCCCUCCUCCUUGAGUCCUUGAGCUGUGAGCGUCCGCGGAAGUGCCCCUCUGCUUUGAUGUGUGACAAGGCCCUGAUGUUCUUGACUUUCCCAGAGAAGCAAAUAAACCGUGUGAACAGC
Messenger RNA from Lutra lutra (Eurasian river otter), 2876 nucleotides. RefSeq names its product paralemmin (gene PALM). Gene Ontology annotation, biological process: regulation of cell shape; positive regulation of filopodium assembly; negative regulation of adenylate cyclase activity. The record is from RefSeq and is a predicted model, not a curated record. The transcript is spliced from 9 exons. NCBI's taxonomy places the organism in Eukaryota, Metazoa, Chordata, Mammalia, Carnivora, Mustelidae. Gene Ontology annotation, cellular component: membrane. Bases 229 to 1428 code for a protein of 399 amino acids.